Molecule: messenger RNA, 648 nt
Organism: Paramecium pentaurelia
Lineage: Eukaryota; Ciliophora; Oligohymenophorea; Peniculida; Parameciidae
Source: the annotation of a GenBank genome assembly
AUGAUUUUAGAAUUAAUUUUCUUAUUUACAGGUGUACAAUCUAUUACUUUAAAAUUCAAAGUACCACCUGGAUAAUAAUAAUGCAUCAAAGAUUCUGUGUCUUAAAAUACACUUAUUUAUGGUAAUUAUGAUACAACAUCAUCACUUUAUACUUUUACAUUAAGUGUAAUUCAAUAUAUAUAUAUAUUAUAGAUUAUUAAUUAAUAGGAUUAAGAAUCAAUCAUUAUUGAAUACUCUAAUGAUAUCAAUCAAUAAUUUCAUUAUGUUAUGGAGGAAUCAGGAGAGAUUUCUAUAUGUUUUGAAGUAGAUGAUUAUUCUGAUAUUACAACUUUUAAUCUAUUUUAUGAAAGUGGUACUUAAAGUAUAAUAAUAUUAGGGGCUGAAAUAUAUGACUAAGAUUUAUUAGCAAAAAAAUAGCAUGUUCUUAAUUUAAAUGAAACUUUAGAGACUAUGGAAUAAUUAUAAUAAGAUAUAUCAAGAGAACAAUUAUUAAUUGUUGAUAGAGAAAAUAAAAGAAAAUAUAGUUUUACAGAUAUUUAAACUAAAAUUAUUGGUUUUGCUGGUAUAACAUUUGGAUUAUUAAUUAUUGUGGCUACUUGUUAAGUUAUUUAUGUUAGAAGAUUUGUAGUAUAUAAGAAAUUAGCAUGA